AUGCGCUGUCUUGCCAGCCUGGCCCUGGUCCUGCUCGCCCUGGAGGCUGCCGUGGCCCUGGCCGCGGCCCUGGCCUUCACUGUGCCAGGGCAGGCCAUGUGCCCGGAGCUCAGCUCCUUGGGGGAGGACUCCUGCGUUGUCUCCUGCAGCACCGAUGAUGACUGCCCCCAAGGCAUCAGAUGCUGCCCCAGGAGCCCCUGCAGCCGCUCCUGAGUGUUCCCCAUCAUGGCACCUUUGCAAAAGGCUGGCCGCUGCCCCCGGGUACCCGUCCCGCUGGCCCCCGAGCCCUGCUCAGAGAGCACCGAGUGCUCUGUGGACAGCCAGUGUGCAGGGAGCAGGAAGUGUUGCUUCAGCACGUGCGCCAUGCGGUGUCUGGACCCUGCGACAGGAGACCUGGCUCGGGAGCUGGGAAAUUGCUUCCUGGCUACCUGUGACCCCACCUUCCUGCCAGUGGGCUCUGGUGAGGGCCGGGGAGGGGUGGGUGUGGAGAGCUCGCUGGCCCACCUGUACACAGCGUCCCUCCCUCCCCUGCCCCCACCCUGCACCUCUGAGGCCUCCAUGUCCCCUGCAGAGGACCCCCUUCAGUGA
Molecule: messenger RNA, 588 nt
Organism: Panthera uncia (snow leopard)
Lineage: Eukaryota; Metazoa; Chordata; Mammalia; Carnivora; Felidae
Product: whey acidic protein-like
Exons: 4
Biological process (GO): antibacterial humoral response; innate immune response
Cellular component (GO): extracellular region
Molecular function (GO): peptidase inhibitor activity
Source: RefSeq, a predicted model, not a curated record